Molecule: messenger RNA, 2229 nt
Organism: Exserohilum turcica Et28A
Lineage: Eukaryota; Fungi; Ascomycota; Dothideomycetes; Pleosporales; Pleosporaceae
Exons: 4
Coding region: 1-2139 (712 amino acids)
Cellular component (GO): mitochondrion
Molecular function (GO): methylcrotonoyl-CoA carboxylase activity; metal ion binding; ATP binding
Source: RefSeq, a predicted model, not a curated record
AUGCGUGCUUUCCGGAAAUCGACUCGCCUCUCGCGCCAGCUGCUGGCUUCCAAUGGCCUCCGCUACAGUUCCACCAGUGCUCCGCCCACGUCCAAGUCGCUUACCUCUGUCCUCAUAGCCAACCGUGGAGAAAUCGCCCUGCGAGUCGGCCGCACAGCUUCUGAAUAUGGCAUACGGACCACAACCCUAUACACCGACCCCGAUGCUCGAUCACAGCAUGCAUUGAGCUCGCCCUACGCCGUGAACCUUGGUGACCCGUCGGCAUACCUCGACGGCGACCGCAUAAUACAGAUCGCAAAGGAGCAAGGUUGCCAGGGGAUACAUCCAGGAUACGGCUUCUUGAGCGAGAACCCCACGUUCGCAAGGAAGUGUACAGAGGCUGGUCUGACCUUCAUUGGCCCGCCAUGGCAAGCAAUCGAGUCCAUGGGAAGCAAGAGCGAAUCCAAAGACAUCAUGACCAAAGCCGGUGUACCCUGCAUUCCGGGGUACCACGGCUUCAACCAAGAUCCGGAGUAUCUCAAGGAGCAGGCCGCAGGCAUUGGCUAUCCUGUGCUCCUCAAGGCUGUCAAAGGCGGGGGCGGCAAGGGAAUGCGCAUCGUCAAGGAUGAGUCGGAGUUCUUCGACCAACUGGCAUCUGCAAAGUCGGAAGCGCGCAACUCGUUUGGCGAUGAAGUUAUGCUGGUCGAGAAAUACAUCACCACACCACGGCACAUUGAGGUGCAGGUUUUUGCCGACAAGCACGGAAACUGUGUUGCCCUGGGCGAGAGAGACUGCAGUAUCCAGCGCCGACAUCAGAAAAUUCUCGAGGAGUCCCCAGCACCCCACUUGGAUGAGGCCAUCCGGCAAGAUAUCUGGGAGAAGGCGCGCCAGGCUGCACUCGCUGUGGGCUACGAAGGCGCAGGAACUGUGGAAUUCAUCUUCGACAAUGAGACGGGUGAGUUCUUCUUCAUGGAGAUGAACACCAGGCUUCAGGUCGAACAUCCCGUUACUGAAAUGGUUACCGGAGAGGACCUCGUCAGGUGGCAGCUCAUUGUUGCUGAGGGUGGAAGACUGCCCCUUACCCAACAGGAAAUUGAGCAGAGGAUCAAGGAGAGGGGCCAUGCAAUCGAAGCGCGCAUAUACGCUGAAAAUCCAGACAUGAACUUCAUUCCCGAUUCUGGGCUUUUGCUUCAUCUGAAGACUCCGGAGCCUACUUCUACUGUGCGCAUCGACUCUGGCUUCAUCGCCGGUGAUGAAGUAUCUUCGCAUUACGACCCUAUGAUCUCCAAACUCAUUGUCCAGGGCCCUACACGCGAAGCCGCAAUCCAAAAACUGCGAGCCGCACUAGAAGAGUACGAAGUUGCGGGACCUGUCACAAACAUUGAGUUUAUCAAGCGCAUGUGUGUGUCUCCAGACUUUGUUGCCGGCGAUGUAGAGACAGGAUACAUCCAGAAGCACCAUGCUGAGCUCUUCACUCCCGAGCCCCCAGCACCAGAAGUCUACGCCCAGGCCGCUCUAGGUCUUGCACUCGAACAAAUUUCUGCGUCAAAAGGAGAUGUAUGGAAAGGUCCGCCUAUCACAUCCGUCGGCUUCGGUUUCAGCAGCUCCUACCAAGAGCGCGAAUUCAACCUCGUCGAGAUACCAGCCGACGGCAAAGGCGAAGAAAAAGCCACAAAAGUUACCGUCCGCCAGACGAGUCCCCAACAGUUUAAUAUUCGCGUUGGCGACCAAACAUAUAGCACCGUCACAUCGACUUUCUCGCCUUCAAACAACACCAUAACUUCCUUUUACCCGCACACACGUCUCGCAACCACCUUUGUCCGCGAUGAAGACCGCAUCACCCUCUUCCACCUUGGCCGCCAGCACCGCCUCAAACUCGCCAUGCCGGAAUGGACCAAGAAAGCUCUCGGCGUCAAAGAUGUCGCUAACAGCGUCCUGGCGCCCAUGCCCUGCAAGGUACUUCGUGUCGAGGUCGAAGAGGGUCAGGAAGUCAAGAAGGACCAGGCUCUUGUUGUUAUCGAGAGUAUGAAGAUGGAGACUGUGAUUAGGAGUCCUAGUAAUGGUAUUGUCAAGAGAAUUGUUCAUGGCAAGGGCGAUUUGUGUAAGGCGGGAACUGCGCUGGUCGAGUUUGAGGAGCCUGCGGGUGAGAAGGAGGGUUAGUGUUUUGUUCCUUUGUUUAUGUAUACUGUAGCGAUCUGGGGAAGUUAUGGCCUGGGAAAAUACUGUAUGAAUGGUAUGAUGAUGAAUAUG